Molecule: messenger RNA, 3793 nt
Organism: Podarcis muralis (Common wall lizard)
Lineage: Eukaryota; Metazoa; Chordata; Lepidosauria; Squamata; Lacertidae
Gene: NOP9
Product: NOP9 nucleolar protein
Biological process (GO): endonucleolytic cleavage in 5'-ETS of tricistronic rRNA transcript (SSU-rRNA, 5.8S rRNA, LSU-rRNA); endonucleolytic cleavage in ITS1 to separate SSU-rRNA from 5.8S rRNA and LSU-rRNA from tricistronic rRNA transcript (SSU-rRNA, 5.8S rRNA, LSU-rRNA); endonucleolytic cleavage to generate mature 5'-end of SSU-rRNA from (SSU-rRNA, 5.8S rRNA, LSU-rRNA)
Cellular component (GO): nucleolus; preribosome, small subunit precursor; 90S preribosome
Molecular function (GO): DNA binding; protein dimerization activity; RNA binding
Source: RefSeq, a predicted model, not a curated record
GGCGGCCGGGUGGGGCGGCGCGCGGGGCAUUCUGGGAGGCAGCUGGCGGGCGCCAUGCGUCGUUUUUUGCCCGGCCCUGGUGUCCCCUCAGGAAGGAGGGCCGGCGGCGGGUGCUUGUUCCCCGCCGAGCCGCUGCCCACCUUUGCUGCUUAAAAACCCGGUCGCAGCAGCAGCAGGAGAAGGCGAGUCCUUGAUCUUCCCAUUAUUAUCAAUGCUGAAUUGUUUUUAUUUUUUUAUUCCUUUUAUUUUUUGAAAGUGAUGGUUUUCUCCCUGAGUUUUCAGCUGCGUUGCAGUCAGAAGCUCAACAGACAGGUUUGUGUGUUGAGACGCCCCCGCUCACCUGCAGCUAUGGGGGUCCCUCCCCAACCACAAAAAGGAGCCCAGAAGAAGGAAGAGAGGAAACGAACCUUGCCUGCCUCCUCAUCCAAGGAGGGGCGGCCCAAGGAAAACAAGAGAGAGCCUGCCUCCUUAACCCAGGAGGAGGCCCCCAAGGAAAAGAAGAGAGAGCCUGCUUCCUCAACCCAGGAGGAGGCCCCCAAGGAAAAGAAGAGAGAGCCUGCUUCCUCAACCCAGGAGGAGGCCCCCAAGGAAAAGAAGAGAGAGCCUGCUUCCUCAACCCAGGAGGAGGCCCCCAAGGAAAACAAGAGAGAGCCUACUUCCUCAACCCAGGAGAGGGGACCCAAGGAAAGCAAGAGGGAACCGCUGCCCAAACUGGAGCCUGCGGCAGCUGAGUAUUUCCGUCGGGCUCACGAGACAUUGAAAUCCGGGUUUGACUCUGAUGAGGAGAAAGCCCUCUUUGUCAGCAACGUCCUGGUGGAGGCGGAAGCCGUGGCCCUCCCUCUGGCCCUGGACACCGCCGGCUCUCUGCUCCUCCAGGCCCUCCUCCCUUCCGCCUCUGCGCCCAGCCUGAGCCGCCUGCUGCGAGCCUUCCUUCCCGCUCUGCGCCUGGCCGCCUGCCACCCCUGCGGGGCUCACAUCCUGGAGGCCGCCCUGCUCAGAGCUCCGGUCCUGAUUUCGGAGGGAGCGGAGGAUGCUGAGGAGCUGGAAGACCAAGUCCUGGAGCUGGCAAGGGCCGUGCAGGAGGAGCUGCCCACCUUUGCCCUGGACACCCACGCCAGCUUCAUGGUGCGGACGCUGCUGCAGGUGCUCGGAGGGGUCCGGGUCAGGUCGGACGGGGGACGGGGACUCCCGGUGUCAGGGUCUUCUUUCUCCAGGGCCAAAAAGGCUAAACUGGAGAGCGAUGGGCCUUCGGAAUUUGAGGUCCCAGAAACCUUCCAGUCCCUCCUGGGCGAAUUCAAAGGGAGCUUUCAGGAGCACAUUCCAAGUUUCAUCACCAACAAGUAUUUCAGCCUCUGCCUCCAGGUGGCGCUGGAGGUCUUGCACCGGAAGCUGCCAGCAGACUGCUCAGAGCUGUGCCACUCGAUGAUUGGCUACUUGAGCUCCCGCAAUGUGUCUCCUGGGCAGAGAUUAAUUGCGUUCACUAUGACUCAUCGCCGUACUUUGGAACGCCCCGAAUACCACCAUCUGGUGGGCAAGCCCAAAACCAAAAGUCCCGUUUGGAUGCAUUUUGGUUUGCCUGCUGACGAAAGCGACCGCUUGGUGGUUCACAAUAUCGCCAUUUGUAAAAUAUGUUUGCAUUCCGUAUCGGUGAAGGGCGGAAACACCACCAACCUCACUAGCCACCUCAAGCUGCACCACCCCCAGAAAUUUAAGGAGCUGCCGUCUUCAUCGGUGGGCGUUUCCGAUCAUUCAUGUAACAAUGCUGACGACCCUCCGGCUGCAGCAGCAGCAGCAGCGGUCAGCGCCUCCGAGCCUGCCAAAACCCACGUGGAAAUUCCUAGGAAACGGCAAAAAACGCUGUUGGAUUUUCAGCCGCUCAGUUUUGAGACCCCCAGAUCUUGUAGCCAGGCCAUCACGGAAUACCUGGCUACCUGCAUGCAGUCUUACAACAUAGUAGACCACCCAAAAUUUAUCCAAAUGGUCAACACCCUGAACCCAAGGUACCAGUUGCCCAGCAGAAAAUACUUUGCAACAAAAGGCGUUCCGACGCUGUACAACGACACGGUGGAGAAAAUGAGGAGGGAAAUUGGUCGGGUGAAGGAGAGCGAGCUGGUCAUCACUACCGAUUGCUGGACGUCGGUAGGAGGCACCCCGUUUUUGGCCGUGACUGUCCAUUUCAUUUCCGACGAGUGGAAACUGAUCAACGCUUUCUUGGGCUGCAAGCACUUUCUGAAGGACCACACCUCCGACAACCUCUGCGAGAUGCUGGCCGACACGUUGUCGGAAUGGGACAUAGACGUGAAGAACAUAUUUUGCAGCACGACGGACGAUAACGGUGCCAUUCUGAAAGCGGUUCGGCAGCUGGGCUUGGAGUACAUCUCUUGCUUUGCCCAGAACAUCAACACCGGCGUCGGCCGAGCUUUGAACCUGACGCCGCUGCGGAGGGCGAUUGUCCGGCUGAAAAGCUUGCAGAACACCAUUUGCCACAGCUGGAAGAUGAGACGAGACCUCGGCAAAGCCCAGGAGCUGCUUCAGAUGGAGAAAGUGAGCCUGCCCAGCGCUUGCCCCACAAAAUGGUGGAGCGUGCUUAAGCUCUGCCGGAGGUUUCUUGAGAACCAGCUCCCGGUUUGCAAGAUGCUGAUGGAUUACCCGUCCAAAAAGCAUUUGAUGCUGGAAGGCUGCGACGUCUCGGCUGUGCAGGACUUUGUCUCUGCAGCUACCCUCCUGGAAGACAUCACAACGACCCUCAGCGGGAGCAGCUGCGUCACAGCCUCCUCCGUUCUUCCUCUCUAUAGGCAAAUUAAGAAGCGUCUCCAGCCCGAGGAGGGAGACAGCGCGCUCUUGCAGGACAUUAAACAAGAGAUUUUGGGCGCGCUGUCGGAAAAGUACGAAAACGGGCCCAUGGUGACCACUUUGGGCCUGGCCUCCUUGUGCGAUCCCAGGUUUCGCCUGCGUUUCUUGGAGUCCCCAGAAGCCGUCAGGCAGGAGGCCAUACAAAAGAUGGCCGACUUGCACGCUGGUAGCCUGUCUGAGGAGCCAGACGCUCAGCCUGACACACCCAAAAAGGAAGGGUUGGCGAAAAUUUUCGAUUUGGAGGAAGAGGAGGACCUUUCGGGGGAUGGAUUUGAACCGCUGUCCGUCUUGAAAGCCGAAAAAGAGCUGAAAGGCUACAUGGCGAUGCCCAGAGUGAACUUUGAUGAUUCCCCCCUGAUGUGGUGGAAGACGAAUGAGGCGUUCUUCCCAAUGUUGAAGGUGCUCGCGAAGAGGUUUUUGGCUAUCCCGGGGACGAGUGUGUCUUCCGAAAGUGUGUUCAGUACGGCCGGCAACGUUCUCCAGAAACAGAAGUCGUCUCUCUUGCCGGAGAACGCCGAAAUGCAAAUCUUCCUGGCGAAAAAUAUAAAUUUCGUUUGACAAGGUUUUCCACCCCCCUCUGUUAAAAUUUAUCCAGGUUUACGAAAGAAAACGAACAAAACAGUCAAAUAACUGGUGUUGUGGGCUGUAUAUGCACAUUCAGCUAAAACUCUAUACUUGAAAUACCGAAAAGUGACGCAGAAUUGGCUUUUUCCCCCUUGUUCAGCAAUGUAGUUGAAUUGUUAGGGAGCAUUUUCUCACUUUGCCUUUGAUCUCUAUGCUGCUAACUCUUUAAUUUUAGAGAAAAUGUGCUGGUUAAAAAAAUUAUCAGUGCUGUGAAAUAACUGUUGUAACAGUAUGCUAAAGGUAAGUAAAAAUGUAUGCAUUUUAGACCCCUAAAUACCCGCAAUUGCCAGGACAUUCCCCUGUUUGCCUUGACAAA